AUGGGCACCCUCACCCUCCUCCUCUCCUCCCACCUAGGCCGCGGCGUCCUCGCCCUGCCCCUCCUCUACCUAUCCUACUUUUGCAACAAGAGAUUCGACCGCGACACCCUCGUCGAGCUCGUGCCGCCCAUUUUGGAAAAGGGGUUCAUCCCCCACCCCUCCGGCCCAGUCCCAGUUCUGGAGGGUAUCUUCCCCUGGAAACCCGCCAACGACCUCUUCCGCCCCAUAAGCGUAAUCUUCGCGCCCAGCACCCUAUCCAUAGACCCCCUAGCCUGGCACCAAAUGCUCUUCUUCCUCGUCGACCUGGGACCAGUUUACCUCGUUUUACUGCUAGAGUCGUUCCGCGACGGCAACGCCUACACAGCAGCCUACCUAGCCACAGCAUGGAACUUCGCCGCCCAGAUCCUCGGCCUCGGUGUCCUUGCCCCGCUGUACUGCUGGCUACACUUCACAUUCUCCCCCAGCACCAGCAUCCUCGCCCUCGACCCCCGAAAAAGGCUCCUAAAAGAGGAAUACAUCCCCUUUCUGCUACCCCUUCUGGUGGCGCUGCAUUACGCCUGGGUAUACCACAUGUUCUUCCCCCACAAUCUCGACCAAAGACACUACUACACCUGGCUAUGGCAGCCCGCCCCUCUUUGGAUCGGUCUCGCAAAUACCAUUCUUGCCAAAACCAUCCCAACAGGAUGGGCAAAAGGGAGUAAGUUGGUUGGGAAGGGGGCGUUGAGUUUGGUUGUUGCGGGGAUCAGCAUGGUGGUUUGGUGGUACGUGAUACUCCACAGCGGAUUCUCCCUCUGGGAGGUUUUUGUGCCGGUGACCAUGGCGAAGAGGGAGUUUGUGAUAAGCAUGAGGGGGCUUUUGCAGUAUGAUUUGCUCUGUUCGUUUGGGGGCUUGUUGGUUUGGAGUUUGGGGUUGAUGGUUGAUGUGUGGGCUGCGGGGGCGGUUGGGUUGGGGGAGUUGAUUGGAGGUUUGGUGGUUGUUGCUUUGGCUGGUGUGAUGGGGGGCCCGGGAGUUGCGAUGCUGGAUGCGUGGUGGUGGAGGGAGAAGAGGUUGGGGAGGCUUGCUGGGGGAGAGCAGAAGGGAAUGUAG
Molecule: messenger RNA, 1086 nt
Organism: Podospora bellae-mahoneyi
Lineage: Eukaryota; Fungi; Ascomycota; Sordariomycetes; Sordariales; Podosporaceae
Exons: 1
Coding region: 1-1086 (361 amino acids)
Source: RefSeq, a predicted model, not a curated record